UUUAUAUAUUUUAUAUAUAUUUAUUUAUUCGUUAAAGAAUAAAUCGGAACGUUGUUAACUACAUGCAAUCGACCACUUAAAAUUUGCGUUCUUCGAGACAUAAUUUCUUUUACGUAACUUGAGAAAAGAGAGGCGAAACGUAAUCCUCUUCGACGGUGAUCUUCCCGAAAUAAGACAUCUGUCGCGCACAGAGCGUCAGACCCAUCGUCAGCCGGCACUCUGUCAGAAACAGAUCUCGAGGCGAAGAAUGGUCCUAUAUAAAAGCGCAGCAUUCUCGGAUCACAAACGCAAAUCGCAUUCGCGAGCUACGUCGAGUGUAUUCACUUGCACGAUCGACAUUCGUUGCAGAAAUCAGUAUUUGUAAUAGUGUAAGUAAUAUGUAUGUGUGUACACACACACACACAUACACACAUACGACGAUCAUGCGAUGUCAAAUAAUCUAAAAACACUUGUUACUUCUUAUAAUAACGAAGGUUCCUUGCUGUCAUCCUCCCGAUUACGCCGCUAGAAUUAUUGACCGUUCUCUCCCCUUGUCUCUCCGCCGGAUAUCAGAAAACAAUCGUAAAAUACCGGAUUCACCAUAGAAUCGAUCGAAACGACUACAUAUUAUAAUAAUUUAAUAAUCAUCACAUUUUUUAUGUUUUCUUCGAGCAGCGUUCACUAACGAUGGCCAACUACGCAAGGUACGUCGUCGCUAUCGUCGUCGUCAUCGUCGGCGUCGUUUGUGGACAGACGUUCAACCCGUUGGAGGAUACCGACAGGAACAUUUUGGGCUUGAAUCUCCCGUAUGGCAGGGGACUGGAUAGUGAACUGCAACUGGCGAGAUUGCUGUUGGUAACUCCGCGGAUGUGCCACUCCAAACGCAAUUCCGAGCUUAUAAACUCGCUGCUGGGUCUACCGAAAAAUAUGCAUAACGCCGGCAAAUGAAAAUGUAAUUCCGUUCUUGAUCGUACAAGAUAUUUAUGGUACCUUGCAACUAUCUGCUGUAGAGUAGAGAAAAUUAGAAAUAGAGUAUGUAGAAAAGCAUGUCAAACAGGAAACUUUCAAUGAUCUAUCUAUCCAUAAAUGCCGAUCAUGUAUAACAUGAAUUAAUAACAUUAAAGAUAAAAACU
This is a messenger RNA of Ooceraea biroi (clonal raider ant), 1112 nucleotides long. It is a transcript of the gene Pdf, whose product is annotated as Pigment-dispersing factor. Gene Ontology annotation, cellular component: extracellular region. Gene Ontology annotation, biological process: response to light stimulus. Gene Ontology annotation, molecular function: hormone activity. The record is from RefSeq and is a predicted model, not a curated record. Lineage: Eukaryota; Metazoa; Arthropoda; Insecta; Hymenoptera; Formicidae.